Messenger RNA from Penicillium odoratum, 5649 nucleotides. RefSeq names its product putative sensor histidine kinase/response regulator (gene pkhB). The record is from RefSeq and is a predicted model, not a curated record. Lineage: Eukaryota; Fungi; Ascomycota; Eurotiomycetes; Eurotiales; Aspergillaceae. Gene Ontology annotation, molecular function: histidine phosphotransfer kinase activity; phosphorelay sensor kinase activity. Gene Ontology annotation, biological process: phosphorelay signal transduction system; protein autophosphorylation. The transcript is spliced from 3 exons. The coding region runs from base 1 to 5649 and encodes 1882 amino acids.
AUGGGGGACGUGCAUAACAGGAGGAGCCCUCCCUUUCCAUCGCCAACAGAGACAGUGCCGCCCGUUGCCGUGUCACAACCUCCACUCCUAGCCCCGCGUUCGCCAAAAUAUUCUCCCCUGGACAAUGAUCACGCAAGUAGAUCGAGAGAUGGAAUCUUCCUCGGAGCUGAUGGCAUAGCGAAGUCGACAAACCGCAAACCUCGUUUUUCGCGGGGUGACUCCACCGAACAGGUUGCCGGCUUAACACCGAUCACAGAGGACACACCACCUACGGACGACCGGCAGGAGGAUCAAGGUCGGAGUUCACAAACCUUGAAGGAGUUACGAAGACAGAUGGAGGAGUUACUGGUUUAUCAACAAAUGCAACAGCAACAAGCCCCAAUACAGGUCCCGGCCGGACAGUCAAAUGAGCCUCCCAGGAAACGACGGUUAUCUACCUCGUCUAUGACGGAUCUUGCCAACACGAUCGCGCACCCUUCAUCAGGCUCGCUUGGCUCCGGAGGGACGAUCAAAGCUCCCUCGCCAACCCACAAUGUCGUCCAAACACCUUGUUACCCAUUCCCCAGAGUACAAGAUUCGACGAAAUCCAGCUCGGAACAAGCAGGACGCGAGGGUCAAUUUCGAUUAAAACUUCCAUCUGAGAAGCUGAAGUCGUCAGAAUCUCAAUCACCAGAAGAGAAACCCACCCCGGUACAGGCCCCGAUGCCAGCAUCAAAAUUUCUGCCCGCUCAAUCAAACGCAAUACCCGAUGAUCCGGACUAUGCGACCCCAAAUUUAUACGAUUUGACGCUGAAAUUGAAUGCGGAUGCGGGGCUGGAAGGAUGGUGGUCGAACCUCAUUGAUAUCCUGCAAACAAAUUAUGGAGCCGAGCGGAUAUCACUUGCAGUUCCGGGUGAUGCGACAGAUCUGGAGAACGUGCCAUGGGGUCAAAAGGCGGUUUUCAAUCAACAUGCAUCAGUAGAUGAUGGCCAGAAAUCAUUCAUGCAUGACUAUGUACCGCCAGACACCCCCGCCGUGCAAACUUACAGCAAUGCGGCGAACCUAUUUGAUGAAGUGCCAUAUUCCUCCGCGACGUCUUCCACUCGACCUCCCUUAUCUUCACGCCACUCCUUUGCUGGGUUUGGUCACGGCAAAAAGCAAUCUUCGGACCUGGACUCGUCCCAACAGCUAUCGAAGUCCAACAGCAUCAAGUUGGACAAGAAGCACACUCGUAUUCCGGGGUUAUCUACUGAUACCAAGCCAUUCUCGAGCAGCCAACGAACUCCCCAAACUCAAACUGAAGUGAAUGAUGUUCCAAGCAACUUGAUUCCUGUGCGAAAUGCAGUGUUCCCUUUGGCAAGACCCCUGGAGGUAGAGUCAGAUCCGCUCAUUAAACGUACCGGUGUAGUCAAGCUUUUUGGCCGAACAAGCCCCGUCAUCCUCACGCGAGAAUAUUCGGAGAGCUCAGCCCCUGUCUUUAGGAACCUGGCACGGAGCCCUCUAGAGACAGUCCAAGUUACACCAGGGAGUGAAACGCCCAAGACGCACGUAACUGCCCCAGUUGUUUCCUCGCAACAGGAACAUGCGACCGGCCUUCUUGCUCUUGGGCCACGGCUAUACGAUGAAUACGAGCAAGCCCCUCAGUCGCCUUGGUCGCAAUCCCCUGCGCCUUCACCGGCUCCACGCACAUAUGCCGAUCAGAAUCCCUUUUUCAGCAGUCAUGCAGUUGACGAGGGUGCAUUUGAGAAAGAUCCACCUCCUCACGACUACUCCAACACACGCCCAUUGGAGGCCAUUGGAGUUGACCACUCAAAGACCGUGAUUCACAUCCCGCUAUUACACGGAGGUCGCUCCGAUCAACCUUCAUCGUCAACUCUGAGAUUCCCGGUCGCGGUCAUCUCGAUGCUGUCCGAAAUUAGACCGUACCCGCCCAACCUCCGCAGAUCUCUUGCAGACAUUAUGCCUCACUUAACAACCUCAUUUUGUCUGGCCCAGCAGUAUAGCCAACUUGAACGUCAAUUGACAACGAAGAUGGAAACUCCUCGCUAUGGCCAUUUGCUAGGACUUGGUGGUACCUUUUCCGAUGCGAGCAGCGAGCUGGAACUUGUUGCAGGAUUAAGUGGCCAUGUCAGCUAUUCCGUUGGAGACGAUGCUUCUGUAUCUACCCGAGCCAGUAUCGCCAGUCCCAGCGACCGCUCAUCGAUAAAAUUCAGCCCUGCUAUUUCAAGCUUCGGAACCCCUGGGUUUGAACUUGGCCACCCGGGAAUGGGGUCAGCAGGUCUCUCCCCGGCAAUCACCGGGCGAGACCUCGCCACGGACAGCUAUUUUACUACUCAACAUCCCAAGCACCCCCGCGAGAAUGGAGCACAGUAUCGGCAACGUCUCCCUAAGUCUAAGAUUAAAACCGCCGAAUCCACCCCAACCUCCCCUGGACGCGUGACCGCAAACGCCCCCAAGGUCGAAGAAGCCACCCCCCAAGAUCCCAGCCCUGCCGUGGUAUAUCAAUCACAAGACAUAAGACCACCGUCGCUUGUGUCCCCUACGCAAGCAUCCUCGCGCCAGGGAUCCACAAACUCAUUCUAUGCUCAGCUACAACGUGAAUUGCCUCGCCCAUUCCCUGACACUAUUGCACAACUGAUGCUCAAUUCAAUCCCUCUUCAUCUCUUCUUGGCCAAGCCCCAGAGUGGUGAAGUGAUAUGGACCAACACCAAAUUCGAUGCUUACCGGAGAAGCAAGCCCCAGGAACAAAAAUUGCGAGACCCUUGGCAGAACAUUCAUAGCAGUGAGCGAGAUCAUGUCUCAAGUGAGUGGGAAAAUGCUUUGCGGACAGGCUCUCAAUUCACAGAAAGAGUACGUGUGAGACGAUUCAACGACGAGAGUGCGUAUCGCUGGUUCAUAUUUCGAGCAAACCCGUUAUUGUCCACGACCGGAGAAGUCCUUUAUUGGAUUGGCUCUUUCCUCGAUAUCCAUGAACAGCAUAUUUCUGAGCUGAAAGCCACCCAGGAGAGGGAAAAGUUUGCCACUGAUGCCAAAUACCGGGCGUUCUCGAACUCGAUCCCUCAGGUGGUGUUUGAGGCUACUGAAAACAGGGGUCUGAUAUUUGUAAACGAGCAAUGGAACUUGUACACUGGGCAACCGCUCGAGGAGGCUCUUGACCUGGGAUUUGCGAAACAUGUUCACCCAGACGAUUUAGAGAAAUGCGGCGGCCUCUCCUCGCCCAUGAAGCAAAGCCAAAGUGGGCCAGUCGAAUCAAGAAAACCUGCAGAUGGAGGAAAUGGCUCAAUUCCCUCAGAAGUACAUGGCGUUUCCUCCGCCUUGGACGAACUUGUGAGGCGUGGUGUUGCCUCUUUGCAAAAAGAUGAAAAUGGCCGUGUGUUCUACUCUACCGAAAUCCGACUUCGUUCCCGAGGAGGAGAUUUCCGAUGGCAUUUGGUUCGCCUGGUUCUCGUUGAGACGAGCAGCUUUGGCAGCGAAGAAGCCUCUUGGUACGGCACUUGUACCGACAUCAACGACCGCAAAAACCUUGAGCGUCAACUCAAUAAGACAAUGGAAUCCAAGACGAAGUUCUUUAGCAACAUGUCGCAUGAGAUCAGAACCCCUCUCAACGGAAUUCUUGGAACUAUUCCAUUCAUCCUUGAUACGCAGCUGGACAGUGACCAAAGGAGAAUGCUGGACACAAUCCAGAACAGCUCCAUCAAUCUCCGCGAGCUGGUGGACAAUAUUCUAGAUGUUUCUCGUGUCGAGGCUGGUAAGAUGACGUUGGUUAGCUCUUGGUUCCAUGUCCGCUCGAUGAUUGAGGAUGUGAUUGAUACCAUCGCUUCUCGAGCCAUCGAUAAGGGCCUCGAAAUCAAUUAUCUGAUGGCUCAAGAUGUACCGUCAAUGGUAAUUGGUGAUCGAUUCCGUAUUCGCCAGGUCCUCAUCAAUCUUGUCGGCAAUGCUGUCAAAUUCACCGCACAGGGCGAAAUUUUCAUCUGCUGUAAUCUGAGUCGCGACGAAUCGCCAAACACCAAAGGCACCGAGACUUUCUUGAAGUUUGAUGUUAUGGAUACUGGCAAAGGGUUCAGCAAGACUGAUGCGGACCGUCUCAUGCAAAGAUUCAGUCAGUUGGGAGAGAACGGAUCGCAGCAAAAUGCUGGAAGUGGACUCGGAUUGUUCCUGUCGAAGCAACUGGUUGAAAUGCAUGGCGGUAGCCUCACGCCCAGCAGUAUGGAGGGCAAGGGAGCCAAGUUCUCUUUCGAUGUCAAGGUUGAUGCUCCCUCGCCUCCAUCGCCAUCCGAGAGACCCAGUCUACUACGCCAAGCCUCGACUGCUUCCAGAAGACCGGUAACGUCCAGAACAACCUCUUACGAUCAAUAUGCGCUAUCUCCGUUGCGAAACUUUGAUCUGAAACUACCAGAUCCUUCCACUCUUUCUCCGGCACUCGAUUCUCCUGCAUCGCGGUCUCAAUCGCCUACUUUCAGCAACCCUGCAGCGGUCUCUGACGCAAAGCGUUUAACGUCGACCUAUUCUGCUCCUCCAACCCCGGAUCUUUCGACUGCUCAGUCACCACCAUUGGGCUUUCCGAAAAUCGACGGGGUGUCAAGCACGGGCCCACAGAAGCAAUCAAGUGCAGAGAAUUCUGCUGGUUCAAUUUAUACCCCUCCCGUCCGGUUGACUCCACCACCGGUCAACACCUCUCAGGAGUCGAUCAAUUCCUCGGCAAAAGAGGCUGCAGUAGUGCAGGAACCCCUCUCGAUUUUUAUCUUGUGUCCCCUCGACAAUACCCGGCGAUCUACAAAACAGCACAUUGAACAAGUCGUACCGCACGAGAUUUCUUUCACGAUAACCACCUUGCCCGACGUGGAUGAGUGGAAGGACAUGAUACAAUCAGGCUCCAAUGCACGGUGUACUCAUCUGGUUCUCAAUCUACCUGCAACCGAUGACAUUUUGGAGGUAAUUCAACAUGUGGCUGAGUCUGAUCCUGCUACUGCCCCUGUAGUUGUGAUCAUUUCAGACUUGUACCAGAAACGCCAGAUUAGUACUCGUGUCAAAGAGCUGGCAACCUUAGGGAAGAAAGUCUUCAUUGUACCGAAACCUGUGAAGCCUUCUGCGUUCUCGACGAUCUUUGACCCCGAGAGCAAGCGCGAGCUGAGUAAGGAUCGAAACCAGGAUAUGGCUCGCGAGAUCAACAACAAUUUCAAGUCCAUGUCCAAGAUGGUCAAGGAGCAGCUGGGAAAUAAAGGGUAUCGCAUCUUACUUGUGGAAGAUGACGAAAUUAAUCGCGACGUCAUGCUUAAAUACCUCGACAAGAUCAAGCUGAUGUCAGAAACUGCGUCCAACGGCCAGGAGGCCAUCGAUAUGGUCUUUUCCAAGGAACCGGGCUACUUCUCUCUCAUCAUUUGUGAUAUUCAAAUGCCCAUCAAGAACGGAUAUGACACAUGUCGAGAAAUCCGUGCUUGGGAGCAAAAGAACCAUUACCCCCAGAUUCCGAUCAUGGCUCUGUCAGCCAAUGCAAUGACAGAACAAAUUGAGAACGCUGCACGUGCAGGCUUCAAUGACUAUGUCACCAAGCCCAUCAAGCACAACGAACUGGGCAAAAUGAUGAUGGGACUUCUCAACAGCCACCAACCUCUUCUCCUCCUUCGAGACCGUCUACAUCCUGGCAACCCGCAAACUAGUAUUCGCCGCUAG